UUCUGAGCAGAAGAACAGGAAGAGGAAAGAACGGUCCUGCGCUCUCUGAAACCCUAACGAGACCCAUCACGAGGUAGACGAAGACGAGCAGGAGCGACCGACAGAGAAGGGGACGACGAUGCUGAGGAUCGCAGGGAGGAGGCUCUCUUCUCUGACCUUCAAUUCCUCGCGGCCUAUCUCCGCCGCCUUUGCCUCAUCCCGGGGCCAUGACCUGGGCUCCGAUAUCUCUUCUUCCAGAUCCAGCUCGUCCACGAAUGCUCUCCUCUAUUGGAACCCGGAGCUCCGGUUCCCGAUCAGAGGUUUCUCCUCAGAGGCUAUAGCGCCAUCACAUGACAUCGGACUCAUCUCGGACCUUCCUGCCACUGUGGCAGCUGUGAAGAACCCCACUUCAAAAAUCGUGUAUGACGAGUACAACCAUGAGCGAUUCCCACCUGGUGACCCUAGCAAGCGAGCUUUUGCCUACUUUGUGCUGUCGGGUGGAAGGUUUGUGUAUGCCUCCUUGGUCCGUCUUCUGAUCCUUAAGCUUGUCCUCAGCAUGUCUGCCAGUAAGGAUGUGCUUGCUCUCGCUUCCCUUGAGGUCGACCUCUCGAGCAUAGAGCCCGGGACCACUGUCACAGUCAAGUGGCGUGGAAAGCCGGUGUUCAUCAGGCGUCGAACGGAAGAAGACAUUAAGCUUGCUAACAGUGUUGACUUGGGCUUGCUUCGGGACCCACAAGAAGAUGCUGCUAGGGUUAAGAACCCCGAAUGGCUUGUUGUGAUUGGAGUCUGCACUCAUUUGGGUUGCAUCCCGUUGCCUAAUGCUGGUGACUUUGGUGGCUGGUUUUGCCCAUGCCACGGGUCUCACUACGACAUCUCCGGCAGGAUCCGUAAGGGUCCUGCACCGUACAACUUGGAGGUGCCCACUUACAGCUUUUUGGAGGAAAACAAGUUGCUGGUUGGGUGAGACCUUUUGCUGAAGAAAUUGUUGUGAAGCAAUUUUGUUUUCCUAAUGUAGCAUACAGCAGUAUUGUCACUGCAGGAUUUAUGCGUACUUGUCUUUCAUAUAAGGCAGCAAAAUUGAGUCUGGUUAACUGUUAUCUGCAAAUCGACUGUCUCCUUUUUGAUGAGGUUAGGUAUGCUGCCAGUUCCGGGUAGCAUUUUGUGAUUCUGAAUAAUACUCCUGGAUUGUUUGUGUUUUACCCUUUGCCUCAAUUUAUUCAUCCGAAAAAUAAAAGAGACCAGUUUCGUGAA
This is a messenger RNA of Punica granatum (pomegranate), 1230 nucleotides long. Lineage: Eukaryota; Viridiplantae; Streptophyta; Magnoliopsida; Myrtales; Lythraceae. The record is from RefSeq and is a predicted model, not a curated record.